This is a messenger RNA of Adineta ricciae, 435 nucleotides long. The record is from the annotation of a GenBank genome assembly. NCBI's taxonomy places the organism in Eukaryota, Metazoa, Rotifera, Eurotatoria, Adinetida, Adinetidae.
AUGUUGACUGAAGAUAAUCAAAAAUACUGGCGUCCAGAUACACCAGCGUUUGCCGACUAUUAUUACCAUGUUAUUCAAGUAAAUACAUCGACAUUCGAUCAGUAUAGUUUUACAAUUAACAGCUCGAUCCAAAUAUGUGCCUUUAUGUAUACUAGCGAAUUUGAUCCAACGAAUCCAUGUUCGAAUAGAUGGUUUUAUGAUUGUAGCGGAACCAAUGGAGAAGUUCGAUUCCGCAAUUUCUUUGAAUCCAGACGAAACUACGUUUUGGUGAUCACAACUUUCUCUGCGAAUGUAACCGGAGAAUUCACAAUUAUCAUUUCUGGUCCAGGAUUGGUUGAGCUCACUCCUUCUCCUUUAAAUACAAUUUCUCCUCCGCCAAGUAAGUCGAAAAACAUUCAAAUACAUUUAUUUAUCAGGCAUCUGUUGGAUUCUUAA